Messenger RNA from Haplochromis burtoni (Burton's mouthbrooder), 1856 nucleotides. Its product is annotated as transmembrane protein 138. The record is from RefSeq and is a predicted model, not a curated record. Lineage: Eukaryota; Metazoa; Chordata; Actinopteri; Cichliformes; Cichlidae. Gene Ontology annotation, cellular component: cilium. Bases 896 to 1210 code for a protein of 104 amino acids. The transcript is spliced from 6 exons.
CUCCCACAGCAUCCAUUUGUAACCCGUCAACAUUCACUUGCAUGUGUUUGAAGAACCUGCAAUCAAAUUAAAAGGAAAUGUGGCACAGUCACUGGGAACAUUUUUCACUCUAUUAAUCAUAGACUCAUCACAGAGAGCUGGAGGGAUCAGACCUGUUACCCGGACAGACAAAAGCUGCCAAUCUGCUGCACGCUGUGUUGAUGGUGGCCACAUGCGUCGUUUGGAGAGUUGCAUACUUCUUCAGCCCCUGAAACCCACCUUCGUUUGCAGGAUCUCUGCUGCAUUCACUGCAGUGCUGAUGUCUCAUCAGUUUUGAUAUGGAGGCCCAACAGAGUCGUUGCUGUUUCAGCCACAACAAAUACGGUACCGUACUACCACACCUGCUGGUGUUGGAGCUAUAAAAAUCAGCACUUCUGACAUGUCGACUUCCUGGCAGCUCACCCCUAAAACGGACUCCGUUCCCUCUUUUGAAAGGACAUACAUUUUUACCCAGUGAACAGGACUGCUUUGAACAACAUAUGCUUCAUUUGGCAUCAGUCAUGUUUUAAUUACAUAUGGGGAAUUGAGAGUGGAGACAUUUGAAUGCCUUACUGAGACCCCAAAACUGUAACAAAAAAAAGAACUCGAUUGAUGUUUGUGUGUGUGUGUGUGAGGGUGCAGCGCAGCCUUGGAUCCGCAGUGGAACCACAGUCCGCCCGGGCGCCCAGCCUUCGGGCCGGAGACGCUCCAUACCAGCAACUACUCUCUGGUGUUACUGAUCCAGCUCAGCCUGCUCUCCUUUGACCUGUUUGUCAACUCCUUCAGUGAGCUGCUGAGGACUGAGCCAGCUGUGCAGCUGGUACUUUUCAUAAUCCAGGACAUUGCCAUCCUGUUUAACCUGAUCAUCAUUCUGUUGAUGCUGUUCAACACCUAUGUGUUCCAGGUUGGACUGGUUGCCAUAUUGCUGGAGCGGUUUAGAACCAUGCUAAUUCUAUCUGCUCUUUACUUGACCUUCAGCAUCAUUCUCCAUUCUUGGCUUAUGAAUCUGCGCUGGUUAAAUACAAACAGAUUUAUUUGGACCGACGGUCUUCAGGUGCUUUUUGUGUUCCAAAGAGCUGCUUCUGUGCUGUACUACUACUUCUACAAGAGGACCUCAGAGUAUCUGGGUGACCCUCGCCUCUAUGAGGAUUCGCCGUGGCUGAGAGAUAUGUUUUCACGGGUCAGACAAUGAUCUCUCUGCAAUAGAUCACACCAACACUCAGAUGCCUAGUUUAAAAACGGCAUUAAAAGAAUAUCAAAAUACAGUAUGUUACAAAGAAAACCCAUGCAAAACAAAGAACUGGUCACUGUAAUCCAUUUGGUUUUAAAGGAAAUUUAUUCAGGGCCCAUUCUAACACAUCCUUCGUGAACUAUUUGACAAGCUCAAAAGAAUAUUUCACAACAUUUCCUUUCAAAGCAGAGAGGAUUGUGCCAAAAUUUAGAAAGGUGUCUUAGAACAAAAACACCACAAAGUGUCAUGAGGGCUUGUUUUCCUGCAUAAAUGAUAACAAAAGAAUGACAUCAAAUGUGAAAUAGUAAAUGUUUUAUAUCCUGCUGGUACCAGUCACCAUAUAGCCUCCUUUCUUUUCUUUGUUUUUGUAUUUAAACAAAAAAAAAAAACAACACUAUAUUGCAAUUGUUUUAUAUAGAUUUGAGAUUAUGGUGUUGCUUUAACUGUGUUUGUUAUGUUGAUAUUGAUCAGAGCUUAACUUUUAUGGCUCAACUGGUUACUUAUCCUCACUGUCUGUGAAAUCUAAGUCAUCAUGUAUAUCUGAACUCUCUGUAUUUAAUUUUCAUACACUACACAUGCUGAAAACCCAAUAAAAUGUUGUUUCAAA